UUUAUAAUCCAUCAAGUUGCGUGGUAGGUCAGCACUCUCCCCGACCUGGUCAAGAUGUUCUGGGUAGAACCCUACAAGGGCAGUAGCCGUAAGCUCGCCAUCGCCAUCGACAUCGGAACUACCUAUAGUGGUGUUGCGUAUUGCGUCCUGGAUCCUGGUGAGGUACCAAAGGUACACAGUGUUACUCGAUUUCCCGGACAAGAAGGCGAGAAUAAAUCGAGAGAUGUCAAGAUACCAUCUGUCCUUUACUAUGACCAACACAACAAACUCCGCGCCGUAGGAGCAGAGGCCACGCUACAGAGCACCGAGGACGAGGCGUACACGCAAGAAUGGAAGUAUGUUAAAUGGUUCAAGCUCCAUCUCCGUCCUCCCUCGAUCCUCCCGGGCGCAGCAUUACCUCCUAUCGGCGUGAACAAGCCUGCCGUCGAUAUCUUGGCUGAUUAUUUGGCCUACAUACUCAAAUGCGCGAAAGACUUCAUUUCAGAGACCAACCCAAUCGGUAGACAGAUACUGAACUCCGACGCUCCUAUCGACUUCGUUCUCAGCCAUCCGAAUGGAUGGUCGGGCCCUCAACAACAGAACAUGAGGCGCGCAGCAGUCCUGGCCAAGCUGAUACCAGACAACUCCCCUGAAAGCGCGACAAGACUUCAAUUUGUCACAGAGGGAGAAGCGAGCCUUCAAUUCUGUAUGGCGACCGGUCUUGUGGAUGAUAUCAUGCAGAAGGAUCGUUGUGUGACAGUAGUCGAUUGCGGCGGUGGGACCGUAGACCUCAGUACAUAUCGCGUGGUCGAUAGCCAACCUGUUUCUGUGGAGGAGAGCGUUGUUCCUCAAUGCCUCAUGCAAGGCUCGACGAUGGUCGAUCGUCGAGCUGAAGAACUGCUGAGAAAUAAGCUUAGAAAAUCUCGCUUCUCGACUCCUGGCGAUCUCAAUGCCAUGAUGCAGUAUUUUGAAAGCACAACCAAGCCGAUUUUCAGAGAUCCGGCUGCCGGGUCGCACAUCAGGUUCGGAGGGCAGAGCGAUACAGACCCGAAAGUCAAGAUUCGACGUGGCAUCCUAACCCUUUCAGGGUCAGAGAUGGCAUCGCUCUUUAGGCCGUCCAUCGACGCGAUCAAGUCCGCAAUCGACAAUCAAGUAUCCGGAGUAGACUCUGAUCUCACGAUAUUGCUGGUUGGCGGUUUCUCCACGAGUCCAUUCCUACGCACCGAGUUGCAGGCGCACAUGAAUGGGAGGGGCUUGCGGAUGUUUUCACCGGAAGGCCAAACCUCCAAGGCGGUGGCUGAAGGUGCACUCUGGUACUACCUGGACCAUCGCGUUCGUGCAAGAGUAGCCAGGCACACAUACGGAACAGACUAUGCAUCUCCUUUUCAGCCUUCAGAACCCUCACACCUCAAACGCAAGCAUCUAGCAUGCAUGAGCUUGCACGGAUGGCCAGUCAUCCCAUCUGCGUUUGCCACUCUGGUGCAGAAGGGAACCUUAGUCACCGAAGAGAGAGAAUUCAGCUACACCUUUAUCGCAUCCCGGCGGGCAGGGCUGAUCAGCAGCUCUACCAUCCCAAGCGACGUGAUCGCCUACCGAGGCAAUAGCUCAAAUCCACAGUGGAUAGACGAGGAACCAGAGAUGUUCUCGACUCUGUGCACGAUCAGGGCUGACACCGCUGUCAGCUCGUGGAAGAAAGAAAGCAGCUUCCUCGGGCCAUUUUUGUGCCAGAAAUUUGAUGUGAUCCUGCUCCUCGGUUUGACGGAGAUGAAGGCUCAGAUCUCAUGGUUGGAAAAUGGAGAGCAACGAAGGAGCCCUGCGACUAUAGUCUACGACAAUGAACAGUAGCCGGUCAAUCUCUCGAAUGGUGUCGAUGUGUCCUGCCGACUCGGAUAUACUGCUACCAUGUUUGUACUAAGUACACAACACGUCUCGGCUUCACGUUCAUCUCCUAGUACUUAGCGCUUCCAUACACGUCUCCGCCUCUCAUUAUUCAUUCGCUGACAAGAGAGGAUUAUUGUCCCUUACAAACGCAAACUGGGUGUAUCGUAGUGAUGGUCUUAGAGUACGAGGAACUAUGUGGCGAGUGUGUCGCGCGUGUAUUACUAGGUUCAUAGUUUGAUAUUCAGGACCUAAGGACUAAUCAGAUAUACUGUGCUGUCGGCAUGAAGUAAGGGUUCCCUACUUUCUACUAGGCUGACAUGUCU
Molecule: messenger RNA, 2183 nt
Organism: Rhodofomes roseus
Lineage: Eukaryota; Fungi; Basidiomycota; Agaricomycetes; Polyporales; Fomitopsidaceae
Exons: 13
Coding region: 55-1824 (589 amino acids)
Source: RefSeq, a predicted model, not a curated record